Messenger RNA from Harpegnathos saltator (Jerdon's jumping ant), 3847 nucleotides. Its product is annotated as cadherin EGF LAG seven-pass G-type receptor 1. Bases 789 to 1766 code for a protein of 325 amino acids. The record is from RefSeq and is a predicted model, not a curated record. Gene Ontology annotation, biological process: G protein-coupled receptor signaling pathway; cell surface receptor signaling pathway. Gene Ontology annotation, molecular function: G protein-coupled receptor activity. Gene Ontology annotation, cellular component: membrane. Lineage: Eukaryota; Metazoa; Arthropoda; Insecta; Hymenoptera; Formicidae. The transcript has 9 exons.
AGCGCGAGUAAGUUCAUUGCAGUCGCGGUCCGCAGUCGGUCGCGUUCGUAUCCGCGUCUGCGAUUUCGCGGACGUCUGCGUACGCGGAAUCUGCGUCCGUGAUCCACAGGCGAUCGAUCGACAGGCGAGGUGUCUUCACUCGCGAAUUCGACCAUUUCGAAUCGCGGGACCACUUCCCCAUUCCGACGCGAGCGUGUCGCGACUCGGAGAGCAGCUUGAGUUAAGUCGAUGGCCAUUCGUCGGACGGCCACUACCCUGAAACCGGUCGAACGAACACUUCCGACGAGGGCACCGGCAGAUUCGCCGAGAAUCCCGAAGGCGACGAGCAAAACGGCGAACGAGCACGGACUGUCGUUGGGCUCGGCGCCGGCGAAGACCACGACGAAGAUGGGAGCGUGCGACGCGCGACAGGCCCGGACGCGUGGCGGCUUGAUUCUUAAUAUCGUCGAGUGAAGAACACGUCGAGGACGUGGCGAGUCCUCGCCUUCAGAGCCACCCUUGUCAAGGCGUCACGUCGCGUCGCGUCGCGUCGAGUCGAGUCGAGUCGAGUCGAGUCGAGUCGAGUUGGUGCCGGCCGGUGCCAGCCAGUCUCGUCGGAGCACGCGAAGUGGUCGUUUCGUAGACACGUGGCUCUCGCGCCGCGCGCUCGUCACGUGGAUCAUCGUGCAAGAUGUGAGCGACAACGAAGCGGCGGUCCACACGUCGGUGCACAUUCGAUGAUAUCCGGCGGCGGCGGGCGCGUCUUCCUGCUGGUCGAGUGACACGAGAGAUGUUGGCAUAACAGCGACAUGGAGACGCUGUACACCGGCGCGAUUCACGGCUUCCCGCAGCCCGGCGGCGGAAUAGCUAAUGGCGUUUCCACGGGUAUCGCCAGUCCCUUCGACCAGGACGGUGUGCUGAGCCUCAUCGUCGUCCUCGGAGGAAGUCUGUCUCUGGUAGCCCUGGUGUUCGCCUUCAUCACCUAUAGCCUCUUCUCUGACUUAAGGAGCCUGGCAGGCACAACCCUGAUGAAUCUUUUGGCAGCCCUAUUCAUGGUACAGCUACUCUUCAUCGUGGGAGCCGGAGGAGUACAGGACUCGGAGCUCUGCAUCUCGCUCGGCCUGAGCCUGCAGUAUCUGCGGGUGUCGGUGCUCUGCUGGUUGGCGGCGAUGUGCCACCACCUGUACGCCACUGUGGCAUCGAUACCGCGUCGCGACGACCCGCCGACGUACUUGAAGUACAGCCUGUUCGCCUGGGGUGCGCCGCUGGUCACCCUCGGCUUAGCGACCUUCCUGCAGAGUCGCGAGGGCCACGAUUUCUGGAACGUCAUCGAGCUCACGCCCUUCAAUUGCUGGUUCCUCGGAGUCAGGGCGACAGUUUACGCGUACGGCUUACCGGUCAUCCUGCUGCUACUGACUUCCGCUUACUACCUCGUGAAGGCUGCGAUCGUGUCGAGGUACACGUGCAGCAUGCAGCUGGAGAUCAAGCAGCGGGAGAAGAUGAAGCGGAGGCGGGCGCUGCAACUGAUGCUCUUCCUGAAGAUCAGCCUGAUCGUCGCGGUGGUCGCCGGCUGUGGGGUCGCGUCCAGGGUCCUGAAGAUCCCCUUCCUCUGGGCGAUCUUCUGCACGGGCCAUUCGCUUCAGGGAUCGGCGGUGGCACUCUCCGUCGCGUGUAACUGCAGGGUCCUGAAAGUCUACGCCAGGAAGUCGCACAAGCAACCGGAGCAUCAGAUCGCGAAAUCGAGCAGCAGCAUGCAGCUGCUCGCACCCGCGCCGGAUCCAGUUUAGACGAUCUCGGCGACGGUCCUUGGCACAGGAUGGACACGAACGAAGAGGAGGACCGACAAUAGCGACGGCUGGUGUCUCUGUCCACGUGGUGUAACUGUUUUUACAUCGAGACGUUCCCUCGUAACUUUCGUCGCUCCCGCGCGACCCGCGGGAUGACGUUCCUUUGUGCACGACGUGCGAUUCCAGUUUCACUUAUCGAUCGCUUCAGCUUCGAGAACUUGGUCCACUCGAUGUUUAAAGUAACGAAGAAGUUCGUAGCGAAUCCGUGACCCACAAUCCGCGCGGAGGCUCCGCGCUAGGAGAUGUAAAUGGGACAGUAAAGCAGUAUUUCGGAUACCGUGAGGAGAGAUUUUUCCGCAAAACGCUCGAUUCCAUUCGACGACGUGUGUUAUUUAGCAUGAACCGUAAGUCUUUCCCGCGAGUCUGGAAUUCCAAAACUCGCGCGACGGAUCGCGGAUAAGAGAGCAAAGUCGUACACGCAAAAUCGCAGGGCCCGGCACAUAAUCCCGGCAGAACAUUAAACAUCAUUUGGCCCGCCAUUGUUCCGCGGCAGGCUCGAACGAGCCGGCAAUUCGAUCCCUCUCGCAUGAGCGCGUAAGCCGAGCUGAUCCGCUCGCCGAUGGCACCGUAAUCAUUAUCAAUCAUGCCCAACGUAAACCUUACGUCCCGUAUGAAUCCUAAUUUCGACGAUUCCGCGUGUGCCGGCCCCGCAUGGGCUUCAAUCAAUUCCCCGCUGAGACGCGUCGCGAGUUUCUCGACGCGGCGCGGCCGGCUCAAGCUGACACAAAUUGACGCGCGCUAAUCGUAAAAUAUGAGAAAUGAAGAUUACACCGUGCGGAAGAAAAAAAUUAAUAAAAAAAGAAAAGAAAAGAAGCAAAAAGGAGCCAAAGGAGCACGCGAAAAGGCGAAAGUUUUCAAGUGAAGGCAGCGUUAUGAACUUCGUCGUACUUUCCGAAGUAACGUUAACAGCCCGUAAGAUAAACUGCAGCCUGCUGAGGCGUCGAGGCGCGAAGGAUUAAGUUGUUAAUUAUUACCGGGUGCGCACGAUUAAUAACUGCGCGACGUGCGGGUUUGUCAGAUAUGCGGCAGAUUCGCCGGGCGCUAAAACGUAGCCCGGGCUCUAAUUAGAGGAAAAUCAAUUAGCGGGACCAACGUCCCGCUCCCGGUCUCCCUCUUUAUGUUUGGCGAACUGCAGCGGUCGAUUCUCGAAAAUCCAAUCGCACGCAGUCGCGUCGGUCGAGCGAGAUCCCCGAGCGCAAUCUGCAACUCGAUUAUGACGUAUGACGUCGCCCAAUGUUGCAAUGACAUAAUGUGAGCGAAACGGAAACGACGAUCCGACGAGCGGUCCCCGAUAUCGUGACGGAGAAUUUCGCGCUCGACCAGCGAGCAAUGCGGUGCGCGGUGGUACGCACCUUGUACGAUAUGCAUAUCGCAUUAAAUAUGCUACUAUCAGCUGCUGUGUGUAAUUCUAUGCGUUGCGCGAGUGUUUCAUUAACAAUCGCCCCGUAAUUAUUACCCGCGCGUACAGCGUCGUCGCCCAAAACGCUUCGGUUCUCGGAAUGUUACGGAAAUGUAAUCACGUAAUUGAUACGUAAUCAUGUGGAUGACCCAUUUUACGAAAUCCGUCUAUAUAAACACACACACACACACACACACACACAUAUAUAUAUAUAUAUAUAUUUAUGUGACGCAAUUCAUUCGUUUCAUUACUCGCGUGCAUUUGAUCAAUUUCGACAUGGAGAAUCGUUCUUCCGCGCAACGCUUUAAAUUCGCCGAGGCCGCCCGAUCGGAGAGAUUGAAACCCAGCCGCCUACGACGGAAGCUGAACACGCGAGCGGGAAAAUCGAACGUUUUCCGAAUAUUUCCGAAAAGUGGAUCGAAGCUGAAGCGUGACGUGUGCUACGUGCAAGUAUGUGUGUAUGUGUGUGCGCAUGUAGGCGCAUGUCCGAUGGUGCCCGCUACUGCGAUGGCCGUUACUAUGACUUUCUCAAAGUGAUGGAUACCAUAGGUUAAAGCGACGUCGUACACCGUAAUUCAAUUUGUAGAAGUCACUUAAGGGAUGAAGGGAGGGCGGAGGAGGC